This is a messenger RNA of Sordaria macrospora k-hell, 2568 nucleotides long. The record is from RefSeq and is a predicted model, not a curated record. Lineage: Eukaryota; Fungi; Ascomycota; Sordariomycetes; Sordariales; Sordariaceae.
AUGAGUGCUACGACUAGCUUGGAUGAACCACCAGAAGGGACAGUAUCAGGUUCUGAACAAGCCAACUACUCCUUUGGCUUUGUGUCUCAUGGAUCAGCAUCGGAAGAAGCUAGUCCCAUGGAAGCUGUCCCGGCACCUGAGAGAGUAACUUCGUCAAAGCGACCACACUCACCUCAACCUUUUGAUGCGCCUCGAGCGGGAACGACUGGCAUCGGAGGCUUCAGUGACGACCUAAUUGAGCUAGGAAGAUUCGAGGGCUUACCACCUUUUGAAAUGAUUGAGGAGCUACAUCGACUGUUUUUCCAGUUUCAGCCAAAGAUCGUACCCAUCGUCCAUCAAGGAAAUUACAUGCGAGCCUUCUACUCGCCCACGCAUAUGCGUCCGCCUAUGUGUUUACAGUACGCCAUAUGGGCAAACGCGGCAAAGGGGCAUCCCAUGCACGACCGUUACUAUGAUGUCUUUUAUCACCGUGCCCGUCAGUACUUGGAGGCUGAUGAACUGAAGGGACUCGGUGAGCAUUUUAUAACGCUCCAUCACGCCCAAGCGUUGAUUAUAACUGUCAUCAACGAGGCCCGCAGUAUGCUGUUCACCAGGGCCGCAAUGACUGCUGCAAGGUGUGCCAGGCUUGUGCACAUGCUAGGACUUCAACGACUCGAUGACCCUUUAGAAGGCGCAGAAGGAUCCGAUGGGCCCGUCCUACCUCCUGCCAAGAGCUGGGUGGAAUUAGAAGAACGUCGAAGAACAUUCUGGGGUGCUUAUUGUGUUAACGUUCAUGUCACCAUGAACACUGGGUGGCCUAUCCUGAUUGACGUGAAAGACCAGACCACAACCCAUCUUCCUGCCUCUGAAGAUGCCUUCAACACAGGUCUUCAUGAAGACUCGCCCACGCUCCAAGAAGCUUUUGCCGGCUCUUCUUAUUCCUCCUUCGCUAGUAGCGUCGUCAUAAGCUAUAUCUUCAACGAACUGCUCAACCAUGUGCACCGACCCAAAGUGUCGGACCGGCCUGACGACCUUCAAAACGGCCCAUACUGGAAUCGCCAUCGUGAGCUUGACAAUACCUUGAGUAAUGCUUUUAUGUUCCUACCCGAGAAGUUCCGACUGCCUACGAACAUCACGGAUACGGUGGCGUUGCAGGUUAAUCUGGAUCUACACGCGUCUGUAGUCUGCCUUCAUAGCGCUGCUUGUGAUGCGAUCAAGAAGCAUAGGCUCGACAAGCGACUGGGCGAAAGGAGUAAAGUGAGGAGACUGAAUGCUGCGAGGGAAGUCGUGAAGAUCAUGAGACUGGUCAGAGAGACCACCACCCCUUACAAAACCCCCUUGGUAGCCCUCUCCCUCUACUGCGCUUCGACAGUCUACAUUGACCUCGCCAAAGAAGCCUUUUCUUCGCCGUCACCCAUCUCACUCCCGCCCUGGCUAGGCUCCGAACUCAAAUUUCUCAACGAAUGCAUGGAGUCCAUUGGCCGGCAGCACGUUGUCACUCGCGCCUACCUCAACCAACUCCUACUCGACAUAGAGCAAAGCGACGUCGGAGCUUACUUCAAUCUUCCUAACAUCAAGAGGUAUGGGUGCUGCAACCAUGGCAUUCCCCUGCUGGUCAGGACGGCUGUGUCGAGGUAUACAAAGAAUGGCGGGAGGCCGCUGGUGCCGAGAAUGAUGCCUAUGGGCGGUGGGGGUAGGAUCAUACCAGAAGGAGCCAGCGGUGGUGGUGGUGGUGGUGGGUGUCCGUUAGGAGUGACAGCGGCGCAAGCUUGUGGUGGGAAUCUGAACGAAAAUGGGGGAGGAGCGGCGGCGGCGGGAGUCGGACCACCACCACCGGAAAGUGAACUUGGUGCUUGUAGUGGUGGUGGUAUUCAGUGUCCGAGCAAGCAAACUGGUAAUGACACAGUGACCAGCGACGAUGGAAGCGGCGGACCGGGAAUGGCACCGGAAACCAAUAAACGAAGACGGGUCCACUACGAAGAGCCAUCCUUCAUCGAACGCAUCGACCUUUCGGACCUCUUCAAGUUCGGCAGCUCCGCACUCCCCUCCAACUCUCAGCAUCAGUACAACCACCACCAGCCAACAACGGCAGCCGCAUCAUCACCAAAUCUCCUCACCACCACCGGAAACAGUGACGAAUUCAACGAUGGCUGGGGCCCAGGACCUGCGACUGUCAUGAUGGGACCUCCUCAUUUGAUGGCUCGGCCCGGCAAUCAGACAUCCCGGCCGCCAGUAGUCCACAACCCAUUACCUCACCGAACCAUGAACAACAACCCAUCCACAUCCACCACCGGCAUGUUCCCUAACAACAACAACAACAACAACAACAACAACAACAACACCAUCGUCGGUGACGGUACUGGAGGACUGGGCCCUUCAUCAUCCAUGUCUGAUUUCGACGUCGACGCCAACAACCAACAAUACAUUAUCCCGCUCCCGCUUGAAGACAUUGCCAACAUGGAUAGCAUGUUCUCCGAUAUCACCGGGAUGGAUGGGAUGGAUGGGAUGAAUGGGAUCAUCGACUUGGACUUGGACUUGACAAACGUAUUAUUGGUUGAUCCCACCAUGUUUUUGAGUACUGGUACAUAA